Rhodofomes roseus is the source of this 1708-nucleotide messenger RNA. RefSeq lists its product as uncharacterized. NCBI's taxonomy places the organism in Eukaryota, Fungi, Basidiomycota, Agaricomycetes, Polyporales, Fomitopsidaceae. The transcript has 6 exons. The record is from RefSeq and is a predicted model, not a curated record. Bases 241 to 1698 code for a protein of 485 amino acids.
AUUCCCUUCAUUCGCCGCCGGCUGCGACUCCUUGGCAUAGCAGCAACGAAAAGUCAGUAACCGUCACAGAUAACGUACUGGCAGCAUACAUCAGAGGUCACGAUCUCCUCGCGGUGCCGACGAGCAGCAACACGUCUCGUGUUAUCUCCAUCACACCAACGGACGUAGUCUCAGGCUCAACUGCUGAAUCUCCGGACGCAUUCGCACUUCGACCGUCUGUGUACAUUCCCUUGCGCCGACAUGGAAGAAGGUGCAUCGACGAGGACCGCCGCCUCCGGAGCGUCAUCUCAGGAUGACCCGGCUCCGCGGUUGCCCACCGAGAUCUGCGGACGGAUCGUCGACCAUGUAGCAGCGGAACUGAAUCUCUAUCACCGCUAUCUGGUUGGGAAUUCAGACCUCCUGGCUCUUCGAUCGUGCGCACUGGUAUGCAGGGAUUGGUACUUUCACACCUGGUACCAUCUCCGUCGCCGUGUUAUCCUCCGUGACCGGAACGAUGUCCGUUCACUUUCCAGGACACUCCGCGAGAGACCACGCCUCCGCGGUAUCGUUCAACAGAUCGUCAUCUCAGGUCAAAUAUCUGGCCAGCGUUCAUUGAUUCAACAACUCGGAACAUUUGCCGCCAUGCUUGCCGGGAAGCUCCCGGAGCUGUCGAGGAUCAGUAUCGAGGACGCGGAAUGGCCCGUUGGCUUGAUGAGGGUGGAAGACUUCGGAUAUCUCGCCGCAUUUGACCUCGUCCACACGUUAACCAUCGCCGACGUCACCGUGUCGAGCAUCGCCCACCUCGCCCGCCUCAUCUCAGCACUCCCUGCCUUGAGAGAACUAUAUUGCUUCAAUGUCGUCUGCUCACAGAAACACCCAGUCUCUCCUGUCUCUCUCCCGCUCAAUUCUGCAAGCCUGAAGGUCCUCGAAGUGCGAUGGGUCGCGCCUGCGGUUGAAGACCUACUCGUUCGGAUCAGCCAGGCUUCCCGGCUACACACGCUCUCUUUCGGAGUUGACGGUGACUUCACCUCAUCCUCCGCAGGAAGCAGAACUCAAGCUUUAUUGGAUGCAAGUGCGGCCUCGGUGGAAGUCCUCACGCUCUGGAUUGCUCCCGCCUCCUCCGUGGACAGUCACACUGUUGAUUCCACUGUAGAACGACACUUCAACCUGUCACGCCAUGAAGGGCUGUGGCUAUUGCAGAUUCACCUGUACCAUCCCUUUGUUGAAUGGUCCUGUAUUCCUCAUAUCGUGUCUCGCAUCCCUUCAGAUCAUCUCAUGGCCAUUUUUGUUUCGUUUGCAACUCGUGCAGAUCAUGCAGCCGCCGACUUGGAUGGGGCGGUGACGAUGAUGGAGGAAGAUGGUAUCUUGGUGCGAUUGGACGAUAUAUUGCAAGCAGAGGGCUUCGCCAAUAUCGCACCGGGCGGUAUAUGCCUAGGCUUCGUUCAUGAUGGCGAUGACUGGCUGCCGCUUGUCAAGUUGUUUGAUUCAGAAUCAUCAUUCAGAGAGCAGUGUGGCCGGUGGGACGGGCUCGUUAGACGGAAGAUGCCGGGGUGCGAUAGACGGGGCAUGUGCACCAUCGUUUAUAGUAUCGAAGAGCACGAGAACUGGAGGAAUAACAUGGUUGAAAUCCAAGAAGCGACACAACAACAGAAGGCCAAAACCGGAGUAGAGGUGCAGCGAGAGGACGACGCUGAGCAUGCGCCGGACACGUCAGGCUGACUGUCCUCAU